AUGUCUUGUAAUUUAUUUGCAAAAGGAUUAAGCAAGUUUAGGUUUUCAACUAAGAAAGACAGGAUUCUUCUUGGAGCAUUAGAUUAAAGUACUACAGGUACUAAAUUUGUUGUAUUUGAUUCAUUAGGAAAUCAAAUACAACAGGAUAUGAUUCCUCAUGAGCAAAUCACACAAAAGCCUGGUUGGCUUGAGCAUAAUCCUGAAUAAAUUCUAGAAAAUGCUAAUAAAGCUAUUUAAAAUACUGUGAAGAAAUUAGAAUAAGACGGAUUUUCCAUAUCUUAAAUAAAGAGCAUUGGUGUAACUAAUUAGAGAGAAACUGUAGUUGCCUGGAAUAAAAAAACAGGAAAACCUUACAACAAUGCAUUGGUGUGGAGUGACACACGUACUAGAGAAAUUUGCAAAAAAUAUUUGGAAAAAAAUAAUGGAAAUGCAAAUUAUUAUUCAAAGAUAACAGGAUUGCCUAUUAACACUUACUUUUCUUCAUACAAAAUUAGAUGGUUACUUGAAAAUGUCCCUUAAAUCAGAUAAGAUUUAUUCAAAGAUGUUGCUUUUGGAAACAUGGAUUCCUGGUUGGUUUGGAAUCUCACUAAAGGAAAUCACUUCACAGACGUUACAAAUGCUUCAAGAACAUCUCUUCUUAACAUCAAAAAUCUUAAAUAUGAAAAAUCUAUAUUGAAUGACUUUGAAAUUCCUGAAGAAACACUGCCUAAGGUUCUUUCUAGCUCACAGGAGUUUGGUAUAAUUUAAGAUGGCCCUUUAAAAGGAAUUCCUAUAACAGCAUGCCUUGGAGAUUAGCAAGCAGCAAGUGUUGGUCAUGGUCUGUUUAAUCUUGGAGAUUCUAAAAAUACAUAUGGAACAGGAUGCUUCUUCUUAGUUAAUACAGGAACUGAACCUCGCUUUGUUGAAGGAGGAGGUCUUUUAACAACUAUCCUAUAUAAAUUAGGGAAGAAUGAACCAACAGUAUAUGCAUUAGAGGGAUCUAUCGAGGCAGGUGGUUCUUCAAUCAAUUGGGCUAGGGAUAAUAUGGGACUUUACAAAGAUUUUCAUGAACUUAAAGAUUUGAUUGACAAAACAAAAGAUACUUAAGGUGUUUACUUUGUUCCUGCAUUCAGUGGCUUGUUUUCACCCUUUUGGAGAGAAGAUGCUGCUGGUUGUAUAUUAGGAUUAACUAUGCACUCAAAGAAAGAACACAUAUUAAGAGCUUUGCUAGAGGGUAUAGCUUACAGAACAAGAGAUGUCGUUGAAGCUUUUGAAGCUACAGCUGGAUAUAAAAUAGAUUCUUUGAAGAUUGAUGGAGGUCUCUCUAAGAAUAAAUUUUUAAUGUAAUUUUAGGCAGAUAUUUUAUAAAAAGACAUAUAUCAAACUAAGGUAGUAGAUAGCACAUGCUUAGGAGUAGCAUUUGCUGCUGGACUUUCAUCAAAUGUUUACAAAGACGUUGAAGAAUUAAAGUAAUAUAUAGAAAUAGAAACUAAAGUUUAAUACAACUCUUAGUUCUCAAAUUAAGCAGAAGAAUAAUAUAAAAAGUGGAAGAAAGCUAUUCAAAGAUCUAUGGAUUGGAAAGAUUGA
Tetrahymena thermophila SB210 is the source of this 1566-nucleotide messenger RNA. RefSeq names its product proteobacterial glycerol kinase-like protein. NCBI's taxonomy places the organism in Eukaryota, Ciliophora, Oligohymenophorea, Hymenostomatida, Tetrahymenidae. Gene Ontology annotation, biological process: glycerol-3-phosphate biosynthetic process; triglyceride metabolic process; glycerol metabolic process. Gene Ontology annotation, cellular component: mitochondrion. Gene Ontology annotation, molecular function: glycerol kinase activity. The record is from RefSeq and is a predicted model, not a curated record. The transcript has 8 exons.